Messenger RNA from Aedes albopictus (Asian tiger mosquito), 4379 nucleotides. RefSeq lists its product as uncharacterized. NCBI's taxonomy places the organism in Eukaryota, Metazoa, Arthropoda, Insecta, Diptera, Culicidae. The transcript has 4 exons. Gene Ontology annotation, biological process: proteolysis; DNA integration. The record is from RefSeq and is a predicted model, not a curated record. Bases 1 to 4287 code for a protein of 1428 amino acids. Gene Ontology annotation, molecular function: zinc ion binding; aspartic-type endopeptidase activity; nucleic acid binding.
AUGAGGCUGAAUGUGAUGUGUGAAGCAAGCGACCGAGCAAGCAUCCGGCAGUCGAGAGACGAGCGAGCAAGCGACAAGUCGUGUACGAAAGUGCGUGUGGAAAGAAGUCUGGACUUGGUGGCAGAGGACGUUUCGGUGCGACGACUGUACGGAUUCUACAAAUUGGCACAGCCGAUGAAUGACGAAGCUGGACGUUGGUCGAUUGCGCCAUUCAAUGAUGCGGUGGAUGCUCAGGACCUACGAAGGGAAUGGGAAGAGUGGCACAGAUCAUUCGAGCUCAUGAUUGAGAUGAAGAAAGUUCAAUCACAGCAUGAGAAGUUGGUGACAAUGUUAUGUUACGGCGGCAGAGGUUUGCAACGCAUCUUCCAUAAUUUGAAACCCGUUCCGGAGGAAAUCGUUCCAGAACCAGUGCGAGUACCGUUGAUGCCGCCAGAGUAUCCCGAAUAUGACAAUGCGAUCAAGCGAUUGGAAAAGUUUUUCAUUGGAAAGAGAAAUGAUCGCAUUGAACUCGAAGUUUUCCGAUCAUUGAAACAAGAAGGAGACGAAUCCUUCAACAAAUUUGUACUUCGCUUGCGUACACAAGCGGCCCGUUGUGAAUUCGGAGAACGCGAGGAGAUGGAAAUUCUACACCAAAUCACAAUGGGAGCUCGAGAUGAGCGUGUCCGAGAUAAAGGUCUGGAGAGUGUAAUGGAUUUGGACGAUUUGACAAGCUACGCGAUCAACCGUGAAAUUUUAGUGCAGCAGAGGGAGAAAACGAAACCAUUCCGACAGGAAGCAGUCGCUGUGGUGAAGCAAGAGUGGCCUCGCCGAUCAGCAACCUUCAAUCGCAAUCAAGACAGUUCCAGGUUCAACAAAGUGCAGGACAGGCUUCGCCGUCCAACGGAUCGCAAUGGCACAAAGUUCAUCAAACAGGAGGUAGUAAAUCGUAGAAGCAGUGAAUGUGAUCGAUGUGGUUCAUGGAAACACGGCGGUAGUUAUCCUCGAUGCCCGGCGCUCGGAUCACGCUGCCACCAGUGCGGCACUACUGGACAUUUUUCACGAAAGUGUCGAAAAGUUCACACAGGACCACGUAGAUCUGCUUGGAAGCCGCCAGCACUGGAGACGAAUGCGGUACCGGGCCCGGAUGAUUGGGAGGAGGAAAUGCCACGUCGUCCAAAGCCAGAAGACAUUGCAAAGGUGAACAAAAUCUGUUCAGAACUCAAGGAAGGGCUUAUCAUAUGCAAGGUGGAUAAACUUCCGGUUCAGUUCCUGAUAGAUUCAGGAUCAGCAAUCAAUGCGGUUACUGAGGAGGUUUGGAAGAGCCUUGUUGAAGCUGAAGCAAAGGUGUACAACAUUAAGCGGAAAAGUGAGCGUAACUUCACAGCAUAUGCCAGCAGCGACUCCCUGUGUGUAUUAACUACCUUCGAAGCCAACAUUUCGGUAAAUCCAUCAAAGCCACACAGUUACGCUGAGUUUUUUGUGAUCAAAGGAGCGACCAAGUCAUUGUUGAGUAAGAGGACCUCCGAAGACCUUCGUGUACUGAAAGUUGGGUUAGAUGUCGACCAUGUUGAAACCGCGAUGGAGGCCGACGUUAAGCCGUUCCCAAAGUUUCCGAACGUGCAAAUAAAACUUUCUAUUGACGAGAGUGUAACGCCGAGGCGUAUCUCGUACUUGAGGGUCCCAGCGGCAAUGGAAAAAAAGGUCGACGAGAAAAUACUAGAAAUGUUGCGGACAGAUGUCAUAGAAAGAGUAGAUGGACCACCGGAAUGGAUUUCUCCAAUGGUGGUUGUCCCAAAAGGCAAGAAUGAUGUCCGCCUAUGCAUCAACAUGAAAUAUCCAAACGAGGCUAUUCAACGUGAGCACUAUCCGCUCCCAGUUAUUGAUACAUUUCUGAAUAAGUUGAGAGGAUCGAAGUUUUUCUCAAGGCUGGACAUAACUUCCGCGUUUCACCAUAUAGAACUGCAUCCUGAGUCAAGGGGAGUGACCACGUUUAUGACAGGAAGAGGAUUGAUGCGAUUUAAGAGGUUGAUGUUUGGUAUAACAUGUGCACCAGAAAUCUUCCAGCGAGUGAUGACCGAGAUGCUGACUGGGAUAGAUGGAGUUAUUGUGUACAUCGACGAUGUUGUAGUAUCCGGAAGGACUCUAGAAGAGCACGACGAACGAUUGCAAAAAGUUCUGUCAGUCUUGGACAGUAACAAUGCUUUGCUCAACCAAAGCAAAUGUGCUUUCCGAGUAGAAGAACUUGAAAUACUGGGUUUCAAAGUAAGCGCGAAAGGUAUCAGCCCCUCAGAUGAAAAGAUUCUAGCCAUCACGAACUUCCGCAAGCCGGAAACAAAGGAGGAAACCCGCAGCUUUCUAGGGCUGAUCAACUUUGUCGGCCACUUCUUUCCUCGUUUAUCGACAAGGACCGAACCCUUGCGGCAAUUCAUUCGAGGCGAGGUGGUAUCGUUUGGAGAGGAGCAAGAGAAGGCUUUCAACGACCUACGGGAUGAAUUGUCCAACAGUGUGCGAAGGCUGGGUUUCUUUGAUCCCGAAGAUGCAACCGAGCUCUAUGUCGACGCUUCUCCGGUCGGACUUGGAGCAGUCCUGGUCCAAAGAGACACAAUGGGACUAGCACGAAUUAUUAGCUUCGCUUCAAAAGGGCUAACUGCUGCUGAGAGAAAUUACCCGCAAACCCAGCGCGAGGCUCUUGCCGUUGUAUGGGCCGUCGAGAAAUUUUACUUCUACUUGUUUGGAUUGCACUUCACGAUAUUCACGGAUCACAAAACCCUAGAGUACAUUUUUGGCGGGAAACACCAAACAGGGCGCCGUGCUUGCUCAAGGGCUGAAAGCUGGGCCCUACGUUUGCAACCCUAUGAUUUCGAAAUGAAAUAUCUUCCUGGGACCGCUAAUAUCUCAGAUGUCCUAUCACGUCUCAUCACACAAGAAGAUCCUGCAUUCGAUGACAGUACGGACCAUUUCUUGUUUGCCGUAGGGGAAGGCCCGACGGCGAUUUCCUUGGCCGAAAUCAAGCGUGAAACUGAAAAAGACGAAACUCUCACGGCUGUCAUCAAAGCAUUGGAAACUGGGGAAUGGCCAGUUGACUUGUAUCGUUAUCAGGCGUUUAAAAGAGAACUAGGAACCGUUGAAGGGAUAGUGAUCCGAGAUGAAAGAAUUAUCCUACCACUCAAGUUAAGAGCAAGAGCACUGGAAAUCGCUCACCGGGGUCAUCCAGGCGUGGUUUCUAUGCGUCGAAAUCUCAGGGAAAGAGUUUGGUGGCCUUGUAUGGAUAAUGAUGUCACUAGCAAAAUCCAGCAAUGUCAUGGAUGCGCAGCAGUCAGCAGACAAAAUCCACCUGAGCCAAUGAUUCGGACGGAAAUGCCGGAACGAGCAUGGCAGCAACUCGGAAUCGAUUUUUUCUCGGCCAAAGAGUGUGCAACAUUCCUGGUGAUUGUUGACUACUUCAGCAGAUUUCUCAAAGUUAUCGAAAUGAAAGGGACAACAGCAUCAAAAACAAUCGACGCGCUCGAGGCUGUAUUCAUCGAACAAACCUACCCUGAAGCGAUCCGUAGCGAUAAUGGGCCGCCUUUCACGAGUGAGGAAUUUACAGGCUACUGUACGAAAAAGAACAUCAAGCUUAUUCACACCAUCCCUUAUUGGCCGCAGAUGAACGGUUUGGUAGAACGCCAAAAUCGAGGAAUUUUGAGGGCAUUGCGUAUUGCUAAAGCAACAGGUGCAGAUUGGCGGGCUGCUGUUAAAGAAUAUGUGUAUAUGUACAACACUACUCCACACUCAGUCACCGAAAAAGCACCGUUGGAGUUACUUACAGGCCGUCCGGUGAAGGAUUUGCUCCCGUCCUUGUUAACAGAACCCGGAUCUCGUCGUGAUGAGGGAGUACGGGACGCCGACGCGAUGAAGAAGCUAAAAGGCAAACUAGCUGCGGACGAAGAACGUCAUGCGAAACCAUCGGAUAUUGAGAUAGGAGAUUCAGUCAUGCUCAAGAACUAUGAUACCGGCAAGGUGGAACCCAAAUUCCAAUUGGAACGUUUCACAGUCGUAGAGCGGACUGGCAGUUCGGUGGUUGUUGAGAGUGCAGAGGGUGUGCGCUACCGCAGAUGUGUAACACAUCUGAAGAAAUGGCCGGAGACGACGGAAGAACCUUCGGCGGCGCCGAUGCCGGAGAGAUUGGAGCCGGAGGUUUCAAAACCGGUGGAGACCAAUGCAACAAAGACGGCUAAAGCGAAGCGGAAUACUGAAGUGCAACUAGAAGCAUCUUCAUCUAAGCGCCCGGCUAGAGUGAUCAAAAUGCCAGCUCGAUUCAACUCGUAAUCAUUUUGAUGUGCAGCGUUUUAAGUUAUGCGAUCGAUCAGAAUUAAAAUGAAUUUUUCUUCCUUUACUCAAGAUUUCACAUGUUUUCAAUU